[Torrubiella] hemipterigena is the source of this 1669-nucleotide messenger RNA. The record is from the annotation of a GenBank genome assembly. NCBI's taxonomy places the organism in Eukaryota, Fungi, Ascomycota, Sordariomycetes, Hypocreales, Clavicipitaceae.
CUUGGAUGACGUUGACGGAACCGCCGCCCCCUCUUUGCCCGCGCAAGCUAGCACCUGUAGCUCCAAGUUUACAGCACAGCUACCUGCUUGCCGCCUAGCAAGGAAAAAAAACAUUCAAAAACUGACGCCGCGCUCCCUAAGACCACGUUUUUGAUUUCCUGCAUCGCUCGCUUCUUGCGCACUCCCACCCUUUUUCCCCUUUCCUUUUACACAGGUGCUUUUUCCUUUCCACGGCAAAAGCUUUAUAGUGCUCAACGUUAAUCAUUUCAAGCAGUCUACGCUGUCCAAUCGCCAAGAUGACGCUCUACUACACCAUCGUCUUUAUGCUCCUCGUCUUCGAGAUGGGCGUCUUCAUGAUGCUCAUAAUCCCCUUCCCCAACACCAUCCGCCGCAAGAUCUUUACCUUCCUCUCCGAGAACCCCGUCGUCGCCAGCAUCAUGUACGCCAUGAAGAUCACCUUCAUCUUCAUCCUGGUCCUAUUCAUCGACAGUGUCCAGCGCGUCUACCGUGUCCAGCUUGAACUCGCCAUUGCCACUGAGAAGAUUGCCAAGGGAGGAGCCUCUGUCCUCGGCCACGAACGCUUCGAAGUCCAGGCCCGCAAGUUCUACUCCCAGCGCAACAUGUACCUUUGCGGCUUCACCCUCUUCCUGUCUCUGAUCCUCAACCGCACCUACGUCCUCAUCACCGAGAACAUCCGUCUUCAGGACCGCCUGACCGCUUUCGAGAGCAACAAGCCCAUCCCCGGCAAGGGUGGAAACGCCGAGAUCACUACCCUCAAGAAGGAGCUCGAGAAGAAGAACCUCGACCUCGAGACGCUCAAGAAGCAGAGCGAGCAGCUGCACAAGAGCUACGGCGACUUGAGCGACAAGUAUGAGGCCACACAGGCCACCGAGGCCAAGAAGGGCAAAUGAACAAGUCGUUGGUAUCCAUUAGCCUGGUUCACGUAGCCAGCGACCACUCCGAAAGAAGCAAGCCGCAAUCCAUCUGCCGAUUUGUGUAGCUUGCUAAAUUCCCCCCUGUGUGAGCGUGUUAGUCUAAUUCUAGUUGCUUUUCACUGAUAGCUUUUAAAAAAAGAAUGGAUAUAAAAGAAGAAUUGGUUCAAUUGACGUAUUAGCCUGCCAGUGACGCAUCAACCCUUGACCCUCUUUGAUCGCCGUGUCCCCGCCACGGCUGUAGAUCCUUCGUCUGCUACGUCAGGCUUUCGCUUUUCAACCGGCGGUUUCUUCUCCGCAGGUUUCUUCACAGUCGGUGUUGUCUCCUUUGCCUUUGCCGGGCCAGCUUUGCCUUUGGGGGGAGCAGCUACAUCACCGCCUCGCUUCAUAACCACAUACGCUGCUUUUUCAACGUCUACAGCACUCACUCCCAGCCUCUUCAUGAGCUUAGCAGCCACUGAUCGCAGCAUCUCAUACUCUUUCGGGUUGUACUUAAUGCUAUCUUUCUUUCCAUCACAGCAGAGCCACCAAAACGCCUCGUCUGAGAAGAAAAGCACGUUCUCCGCAUCGUGCACAGAGAGUAGAAGCGACGCGGUGGCAGGUCCGAUGCCCCGCAGCGCCGUAAGCGUUGUGAGAGCGGCUGGGAUAGUGGAUGGCGUAUAAGAGGCCAUGGCUUUGGCAAUUGUGCUGGUAGCAGUAACAUCGGUGUUGGAAGAUACGAGGUUCAUCAGCGUCGG